GACCGUGUCCCUGGCCCGAGCCUUUUCAGCCCCGCCGGCCACACGGCACAGGUCCCCUCCUGCGGCCCCCAGCCCCGCGAUGAUGGCCGAAGAGCACACAGACCUGGAGGCCCAGAUCGUCAAGGACAUCCACUUCAAGGAGAUCGACCUGGUGAACCGAGACCCCAAGAACAUCAACGAGGACAUAGUGAAGGUGGAUUUCGAAGACGUGAUCGCAGAGCCUGUGGGCACGUACAGUUUUGACGGCGUGUGGAAAGUGAGCUACACCACCUUCACCGUCUCCAAGUACUGGUGCUACCGCCUGCUGUCCACGCUGCUGGGGGUCCCGCUGGCCCUGCUCUGGGGCUUCCUGUUCGCCUGCAUCUCUUUCUGCCACAUCUGGGCGGUGGUGCCAUGCAUUAAGAGCUACCUGAUUGAGAUCCAGUGCAUCAGCCACAUCUACUCCCUCUGCAUCCGUACCUUCUGCAACCCGCUCUUUGCCGCCCUGGGCCAGAUCUGCAGCAACAUCAAGGUGAUGCUGCGGAAGGAAGUGUAAAGCCAGGUGGGGGCGAGGGGGGUGGCCGGGCAGGGGGAGUCAGGCCAGGCUGGCCCCCCACGGCACUGCUCCAUGGGCCUGCUGGUGAGCGCUUGCUCUUUAGGGACUGCUAUUUCCCCCCCAAGACACACAGUUUAGGGAAGCAAGCAAGAAAAGAGCCCUGCCACAGAAGCACAGUGGCCCUUCACUCUGCCCCCUACCCCACCUAGAUGCCUCCGUGACCGGGCAUGAGGAACGAUAAUUUGCUAAGAGGCAGCUACUGCAAGUCUUUGCAUUCACUUGUACUGUAACAGCAUAAACCAGCACUCGGUUCCCACCUGGGGUCAACCCAUCCGUGCAUGCCGCCCGGGAAAGCUACCAGUGACUCUUGGCAUUAGAAGGGUGGCUCCAAUAAACGGUUUCGGUUGCAUUUCGGGAA
Molecule: messenger RNA, 953 nt
Organism: Canis lupus familiaris (dog)
Lineage: Eukaryota; Metazoa; Chordata; Mammalia; Carnivora; Canidae
Gene: CAV3
Product: caveolin 3
Biological process (GO): regulation of membrane depolarization during cardiac muscle cell action potential; caveola assembly
Cellular component (GO): caveola
Molecular function (GO): connexin binding; transmembrane transporter binding; molecular adaptor activity
Source: RefSeq, marked validated